This is a messenger RNA of Salvelinus namaycush (lake trout), 2240 nucleotides long. RefSeq names its product vacuolar protein sorting 36 homolog (gene vps36). Gene Ontology annotation, cellular component: late endosome membrane; ESCRT II complex. NCBI's taxonomy places the organism in Eukaryota, Metazoa, Chordata, Actinopteri, Salmoniformes, Salmonidae. The record is from RefSeq and is a predicted model, not a curated record. Gene Ontology annotation, biological process: protein transport to vacuole involved in ubiquitin-dependent protein catabolic process via the multivesicular body sorting pathway. Gene Ontology annotation, molecular function: phosphatidylinositol-3-phosphate binding; ubiquitin binding. The coding region runs from base 90 to 1250 and encodes 386 amino acids. The transcript is spliced from 14 exons.
UUGAGGAAGUAGACACGAAAAUGUCGUUGGAUCUGUGAGAAGUUGGCAAAUAUUUAUUUAUACUUGUAUUUUGUGUUGAUUCGAGUAAAAUGGACAGAUUCACAUGGUCAAAUGGUCUUCUGGAAAUGAAUGAAACAUUGGUGAUUCAACAACGAGGUGUCAAACUUUAUGACGGAGAAGACAAGGCCAAGUUGGAUGUUGGAAUUGCUCUGCUGAGUACUCACCAGUUAAUAUGGAGGGACCUGAAGAAUAAUGAAUGCUGCAUAGCCAUACCCCUUUCUCAGAUCAUCUACUUUGAGGAACAAGCUGCGGGUAUCGGAAAGAGUGCCAAGAUAGUGGUCCACCUGCACGCUUCCCCGGCCAAUAAGGAGCCAGGACCCUACCAGCAGAGCAAGUUCUCCUACUUCAAACUGUCCUUCAAAGAGCAUGGACAGAUAGAGUUCUUCCGGAGGCUGACCGAGGAGUUGAGCCAGAAGAGAUGGGAGAGUACGCCCAUGUCACAACCCAUCCCUACGGCAACCAACUCACAGACAGGAAGGACGCGAGCGGUGGGGAUCGUCGGCAUCGAGAGGAAGAUAGAGGAGAGGAGGAAAGAGACAGAGAAAAACAUCUCAGAGGCCUUUGAGGACCUCAGCAAGCUGAUGGUGAAGGCUAAGGAGAUGGUGGAGUUGUCCAGGUCCAUCGCCAACAAAAUCAAAGACAAGCAGGGAGACAUCACAGAGGAUGAGACUAUCCGGUUCAAAUCCUACCUGCUCAGUAUGGGUAUAGCCAACCCCGUUACCAGGGAGACGCACGGCUCGGGUACCCACUACCACCUACAGCUGGCCAAGCAGCUAGGGGACAUUCUGCUGGCACCACUAGAGGAGCGUGGUGGGAUGAUGGCUCUAACUGAAGUGUACUGUCUGGUCAACCGAGCUCGGGGAAUGGAGCUGCUGUCUCCAGAGGAUUUGGUGAAUGCCUGUAAGAUGUUUGAGUCGCUGAAGCUACCACUGAGGUUGCGUAUCUUUGACAGUGGUGUGAUGGUGGUUCAGCUGCAGUCCCACAGUGAGGAGGAGAUGAUCUCCUCGGCCCUGGACAACGUAACGGAUAAAGGCUCUCUGACAGCUGAGGAGUUUGCCAAGCUGCUCGGUCUCUCUGUUCUUCUGUCUAAAGAAAGGUUGUUACUAGCAGAGAAGAUGGGUCACCUGUGUAGAGACGACUCUGUGGAAGGACUACGUUUCUACCCCAACCUUUUCAACAGUCAGGCUUGAGGUCCCAAAAUAGCACCCUAGUCCCAGUAUAGUGCACUGCUUUUGACCCGGGUCCAUAGGUUUUUUUUUGUGCACUAUAUCGGUUCUACCAAAACUCUUCUCCACUCGUGUCUGAUCUGAUGACGGCGUGUCUGUGGGGUCAAAUGUGUUCGAUCGACGACUGGCAAAACCAAAACCCACUUCUCAGUUGUACCGGGGUGUACUACAAGGAUACAGCAGGAUCAAUGAGUUAGCCAGCUAACCUGCCUAAAUAUUCUGAAAUUAUAUUCUCUACAUGCUUUUUUUUUAGAAAGAUACAUUUAAAAUCUAAUAAUUGUAUUUGGAUAAUCUCUCUGUUUAACUUUCUUUUAAUGAAUCAGAAAAUUCAAUAGAUAUUUCUGUUUGUGUAUUAAAGUUACCUGACCAACUAGAUGAUCCUGCAUUGUAGCGGAGCCCUCUGUAUCCAUGGUUACCGCGUUGCGUUGAUACAGUAGGAAAAAGAGAAGGGCGACAUCUUUCCCAGACGUCACCUCGCUAGCACAAAUGGUGUUUCUCCUAUGACUGUUCCCUGGACUCUCUGGAGACGUUUGGGCCGUAGAGAAGCUCAAGGCAAGUCAAAUGUAUCAGAAUAUAUCUUGUCUCUUAGUCCCAGACAACAAUAAUCCAGUAUAGAUGUGAAUGGUUAAGGUAAAGGGGUUUUUAUGUAUUGGAUAAUAAAGUUAAAGUUGUCUGUCUCAAUGCUUUCAGUUUGAUAUCAUGUCUGUAUCUGUCAUCGUCAACAUUGUACCUAGUGUUGGAUCUAGGUAACACUAUGGAAAUAAAUUGUUAAAAAAAAUACCAAACUUCUCUUUUUAAUGUAAAGUGUGUUUACAGGGCGGCUGUUGAAACCUUUUACAGGUGGAAGGUCUCAGUAAGUCUGAAACCUCCUUUUUGAAGAGAAUCUUAGAUAACUCUCACGUUGUACCUCGUGCUGUGUGUUCCUUUACAUUAUAAAGACUGUCUGUAACAUAA